This is a messenger RNA of Bipolaris victoriae FI3, 315 nucleotides long. RefSeq lists its product as hypothetical. The coding region runs from base 1 to 315 and encodes 104 amino acids. The record is from RefSeq and is a predicted model, not a curated record. The transcript has a single exon. Lineage: Eukaryota; Fungi; Ascomycota; Dothideomycetes; Pleosporales; Pleosporaceae.
AUGUCCGUUGGCAUACCUACAGCUGUGACCGGCGUCAACGAAGCUCCACCCAACCCAGUUCUUCAGCCGGUCACCGUCCUAGCGCCUCGUGGUGGCGUGAGUCCCAUUGUCAACGACAACCGUAUCCCAUGUCUUGUAGAGUUGUGCACUGUCACCUUUGGGCGCACAGCAGAACGAAACCGCCACAUGAAGAAACAUCGGUCCUACGAAUUUAGAUGCAAGCACUCAGGUUGCAACAAGACCUUCUACCGCCCUGAUAAGUUGCGGGAUCAUUACAGGCAAGGUCACAAAGAUGCUGACCCCCUUCUUAACUAG